AUGACACUCAAAGAUCCCUUCGUCGAGGCCUUUCUUGAUGCUUGUUACGAAGGCGACCUGCCAAAGACCCAGGAAGCCAUCGCCAGCGGACGGCUAAACUCCGAGGAUCUCGAUGACGGACUCGCAGAGGCAACUUCAAUGGCGCAUACGGAGCUCGUUGCAGCGCUCUUCGACGCUGGUGCUAGUGUAUCGGCCAAACCAGUGGACGCUCUCCCUAGGGACGGUCGCCUGGAGGUACAACACCCGGCCGUUGUUCGCCUCUUCUUUGGUCAUGGCCUUGAUCCUAACGCAACCGACUCUAAUGGCGAACCUAUUCUCGCCUUCAUGCAAGAUCCCGAAUGUGCUCGCGAAUUCCUCUCGCGGGGCGCUGAUCCCAACCGUGUCGGCCCGCAGGGAACACCUGUUUUACUCACUGCUAUUGCGUGCCUUCGAGAAGACGAUACGACUCUGCUUGAGCUGUUUCUCGAAUAUGGAGCCCGGCUAAAACCGGAACACCUCUUUGAGGCGCUAGGACGGCGCGACACGGAUUCACAAUUCAAGACUUCCUACCUUCUUGGAAAGGGCCUCGAUCCGAAUGCAUCCCACACUACAUGGGGCACUCCCCUGCAUUGCGCCAUCCGUAAUAACCACACAAGCGCUAUCAAAGUACUACUAGAUGCGGGAGCAGACCCCACAGUACGAUCAGAAGGCAGGCAUUUUCAUGGCAAAACCGCCUUGGAGGUGGCCGAGUGGGUGCGAAAUCCCAACGAUCGGUCGGCUAUUCUGAGCCUCCUUCAGUCUGCACAAGAGCGUGAUGCAAUAUCUCAAGAUAAGGAGAUGUCACAGUAG
This is a messenger RNA of Penicillium canariense, 828 nucleotides long. Its product is annotated as ankyrin repeat domain-containing protein. Gene Ontology annotation, cellular component: nucleus; cytoplasm. The record is from RefSeq and is a predicted model, not a curated record. Gene Ontology annotation, molecular function: protein binding. Bases 1 to 828 code for a protein of 275 amino acids. The transcript has 2 exons. Lineage: Eukaryota; Fungi; Ascomycota; Eurotiomycetes; Eurotiales; Aspergillaceae.